Maylandia zebra (zebra mbuna) is the source of this 2017-nucleotide messenger RNA. Its product is annotated as cytochrome P450 2K4. Gene Ontology annotation, biological process: xenobiotic metabolic process. The record is from RefSeq and is a predicted model, not a curated record. Gene Ontology annotation, molecular function: heme binding; oxidoreductase activity, acting on paired donors, with incorporation or reduction of molecular oxygen, reduced flavin or flavoprotein as one donor, and incorporation of one atom of oxygen; iron ion binding. Gene Ontology annotation, cellular component: cytoplasm; intracellular membrane-bounded organelle. Lineage: Eukaryota; Metazoa; Chordata; Actinopteri; Cichliformes; Cichlidae.
CCAUGACACAGUCAUCCUGUCUGUCAUUUGGAAUAACCAACAGAAGUCACUGAGCUUAAGCCAUGGAUAUACUAUAUGUUUUUCUCCAGGGGAUUUAUUCAAUUGUUUUGUGUCUGACAGUCCUUCUAUUGAUCCACUGCCUUUUCUCUAACAUAACCCAAAAGGAUGGAAAGGAGCCUCCAGGACCCACACCAUAUCCCAUUUUUGGGAACUUCCCGCAGCUGUACCUGAAGAAAACACAUGUCACGUUACUGGAGCUAUCCAAACAAUUUGGAUCUAUUUUCACCAUCUAUCUGGGGACCAAAAAAGUGGUGGUCCUGGUAGGAUACAACGCAGUAAAGGAGGCACUUGUUGACUAUGCUGAAGUGUUUGGAGAAAGGGAUCUGACACCAAUUAUUGAUGAGCAUUUUCAAGGACAUGGUAUUGUGUGGGCUAAUGAUGACACAUGGAAAGAGAUGAGGCGCUUUUCAAUGAUCAACCUGAAGGACUUUGGAAUGGGAAAGAAAGAAUUUGAGGACAAAAUCAUUGAGGAGUGUCAUUACCUUAUGGAAGCUUUUAAACAGUUCAAAGGAGAAUUUGAUGUCAAGCAAUCAUUAAACAAUGCAACUGCCAAUAUUUCCUGCUCCUUGAUCUAUGGCAACAGAUUUGAUUACAAUGACCUGGAGUUUACAUCUUUGGUACAUCGUACAUGUAGAAACACCACACUUUUGAGUGCCCCAUCUGUCCAGCUUUAUAACAUGGUCCCGUGGAUUGGCAAAUGGUUCUCUUACCCAAAUGAAUUCAAAAAAGCAUUUGCAGCCAAUAGGGAACAACAGAGGAAAUUGGUGAGUCAUUUGAAAGAAACUCUCGAUCCAAAGAUGUGCAGAGGAUUUGUGGAUGCCUUUCUGAUUCACCAAGACAAUUUGGAGAAAUCUGGAAUUACCACCAGUCAUUUCCACAAUGAAAACCUCUUGAUAACAAUAAUGAAUUUAUUUGUUGCUGGCACUGAAACAUCAGCACGCACAGUCACAUGGGGACUUUUUCUUAUGGCCAAGUAUCCAAAGAUACAGGAGAAGGUCCGGGAGGAGCUAAGUAGUGUAGUGGGAAAUCGUCAGGUUCAGUUUAAAGACAGGACAGAGCUGCCUUUCACCAAUGCUGUCAUCCAUGAGACACAGAGGCUAACAGCUGUUGCUGCCCUGGGGCUUCCUCACAGAACUUCACAGGACAUUACCUUUAGAGGUCACUUCAUUAAGAAGGGGACAGCUGUGUAUCCUUUCCUGUUUUCUGUUCUGUCUGAUGAGAGUAAAUGGGAGAAACCGUACACUUUUUAUCCGGAACACUUCCUGGACAAAGAUGGAAAGUUUAUCCAGCGUGAUGCCUUCAUGGUUUUUUCUGCAGGUCGCAGGGUUUGUCCCGGAGCAAAUCUGGCCAGAACGGAAGUCUUCAUCUUCUUCACCACCCUUCUGCAGCACUUCCGAAUUACUUUUCCACCUGGAGUUUCAGAGGAUGAACUGCUUCUAUCACCAUCUGAUAGUCUCAUCCUUAACCCUUCAAAUGUUAAACUGUGUGCUGUCCCCUUGUGAGACACAGUGGGCUGAUGUAAUUAAUUCUAAACAAGAAAUAUUUUAUAUAAAACAAGCUUCUAAUGAAAUAGGUAGAAGGGGUGGUGUUUCUUUGAUUCUUCUUUAAGCAAGCAAAAUCAGUUUGAGACUCCGAAAGAAACCUGCAGCACCACGAGGAGCUUUGUAAGGAUAUUUUUGAUUCAUGUCAAUUAGCUUGAAUAAAAAUGUACACUUAAACACAAGAAAACGAAUCGAUGAGUGAGUGGAAAGACAAAUUGAUCUGUGAACUAAUGAUAAUCAAUUAUAAUCGUCAUCUUUAGGAGCUGGUUAAAGCAGAGAUAAAUGUAGAAUGCAGCUGAAAUAAAGCAAAAUGUAACUAACAAAGUGUGCAGGUCAGUACAUAAAAGGUGUGGUUUGCCACUGUUAAAGUAUUUCUGUAUCAACCAACAACCAAAUAUAUCUUUAACUUCAACCAA